AUGACCGAGGAGACCGUCCCGCUCGCAAGCAACUGCGUCCAACAUGACAACAACAUACCAUCGACCAUGAGCUCCCACCGCGCACUUCUUACUCUCGCCACUUUCCUUGCACUUCCGCUUGGCUUCGUAUACGUUAUAAGACGCGGUGUGCAGAACUGCUCGGUGGAAGAAGAGGGCUCAUUUCAGCAUGUCAAAGAAUUUGUGGUCAACUGGGACAUGCAACAUGAAGAUGCGGAGUUCGCCAGUAAUGGGGUCGUGCCGCUGUUGCAGAAGGAGUGGAUAUCGGAUAUUGGAUCGUUCAAGUGCCGGUGA
Molecule: messenger RNA, 312 nt
Organism: Didymosphaeria variabile
Lineage: Eukaryota; Fungi; Ascomycota; Dothideomycetes; Pleosporales; Didymosphaeriaceae
Exons: 2
Coding region: 1-312 (103 amino acids)
Source: RefSeq, a predicted model, not a curated record